Molecule: messenger RNA, 5581 nt
Organism: Papilio xuthus (Asian swallowtail)
Lineage: Eukaryota; Metazoa; Arthropoda; Insecta; Lepidoptera; Papilionidae
Product: ATP-binding cassette sub-family A member 2
Exons: 32
Coding region: 317-5299 (1660 amino acids)
Biological process (GO): lipid transport; transmembrane transport
Cellular component (GO): intracellular membrane-bounded organelle; membrane
Molecular function (GO): ABC-type transporter activity; ATP hydrolysis activity; ATP binding
Source: RefSeq, a predicted model, not a curated record
GUGAAAGAAGAAGUGGCAAGUGCAGGAGUGAAAGCUCUGUUUCAUUAAUUUCAAUAUUUAACAUAAUUCUAAUAAUUUAAUUGAUCAAUAUGUUUAUUUAGUGACAUUUUCUUGAUAUAUAAACCGUAUUUAAUUUCACGUAAAUAGGCGUGGCACAGUUUUUAUCCAUAAAACAUUUUGUGUCAUAUUUACGAUGAAACGAUUAACAUUGUUUUUAAGCAGAUAUAUGACUUUCAUAUAAAUAUUGUUUAUUCGUGGGCAUAAAAAUAAAAGUGUAUAUUAAUAUGCCAAUAAAUAUGAUCACAAUUUUGUUGAAAUGAAAUUAGUUGGUGAUAGAAAAAUGAAAGGCAUUAUUAAGGUGUUGAUGCUCAAGCAUCUGGUAGUGAGAAUGCGAAGGUUCAUCAGUACGGCUGUGGAACUAAUCUCUCCCGCUGUCUUCUUUAUUCUCCUUUAUGUAUUUAAGGAUAACAUUAACCAACCAGUAAAUACAUAUGCUCAAAAUUCCAUCAAUGUAUAUAAGCCAGAGCCAGUAGCCCUUGCUAACAUCACAGGGCCUUGGUUGGUAUUGUACACCCCAGAUACGGAACUUACAGGACAUCUUAUGGACAAAGUCGCAGGAAAACUAGGAUUACCCCGCCUAAAAAGAUUCCCCAUUGGUAUGUCAGGGCGCGGCUACUACCCCAUUCAGGAUGAGACAGAACUCAAUGAUUACCUUAACACCAUCAAUAGUUAUCAGGCGCUCGUCGUGUUCCAGAACAUGACGGGUGAGUGGCCUCAACUUCUGAACUACACCAUUCGCAUGAAAAAUGACUUCAUGACCCACAUCUACAUACCGCUCGACGGUGGCAUGGAACCGCAUAAAGCAUUCGGUGUAAUUUACGAGACAUUUAUGCGCCUACAGUGGGCGAUUGAUACAAGUUAUUUGCAAUUAAAGGGAAUCGAUGUCAAACAAAAUGUUACUCUUCAAGAGUUCCCGUACGUGAAGACGAACCGCAACAUGAAUACCGUGAUCGGCGUGCUGGUGGAGGCGCUGAUUGUCCUCUGCUGGUUGUCUCUACUGCUGGUCUUCGUAUUCCUCAUGGCGCGUCUACUGGAUGAACGGACUUCAGGAAUUGAGGAAUUGGUGAAAAUGGCGGGAGUAUCCAGCAAUAUGUUGGCGUUAUCCCACUUUUUGAAUGUGGUGCCGGUGGGUGUGGUGUACUGCGUGGUGGACGCCGCGCUGCUCACAGCCUCCUCCAACCCAGUGCUCAUCUCCAGCACAGGGCUGAUCUGUAUGAUGCUGGCGCUGCACUUCAUCAGUGUUAUAGCUAUGGCCUUUGCCUGCAGUUAUCUUGUCAAGAAUAAUCAGUACGCGGUGACGUUGUCAAUGUUCGCGUACACCGCGCUAUGGAUCCCGGCGCGCGUGGUGUCGGGCCGGCGACCGCCGCGCGCGCUGCUGCCCCUCACCGCCCUGCUGCCGCACCAGCCCAUGCAGCUCUUCUGGGAGGAGCUCGCCGCACUGGAGAAGUACGGUCACGGUCUGACGUUCAGCAACAUGGCGCAGACGCAUGGCGAGCACAGCAUAUCAGCGCUGCUGUGCCUAGUGUUCCUGGUGCUGCAGACCAUGCUGUUCGCCACGCUGGCCUGGUACCUCGCGCUCGUCAACCCAGGACCAUACGGACAGGCGCUGCCUUGGAACUUCAUGUUUAAGCGUUCGUUCUGGAGCGAGCACAAGGUAUCUCCAGGGGUGGCUGCAGGAGAAGGUGUGGUGGAGACAGAGGAACUGUCGACGACGUUGACCGCUGACCCUCUGUACUUCGAACAGGUGCCCAAAGAUCUGGAGCCCGGCAUCAGGAUUGAUAAUGUUACUAAAGUAUUUGGUAAGAACGUAGUACUGUCCAAUGUCUCGUUGGAUAUAUACAAGGGCGAGAUCACCGUGCUGUUGGGACAUAAUGGCGCCGGCAAGACCACGCUCAUGAAUAUUAUCACCGGAAUGUUCAGUGCGUCAUCAGGCAAAGUGUACGUGGAGGGUCUGGACACGGCCACGCAGCAGGACGAAGUGCGGAAGACGCUCGGCCUCUGUCCACAACACAACCUCUUCUUCCCGGACCUUACUGUGUUAGAACAUAUCAUGUUCUUUACAAUGCUCAAAGGCUACUCAUACCAGGAAGCGAAGGCGGAGUGUAAGCAGCUGCUGGAGAAGCUGGGCCUGUAUGAGAAGGCGGGCAGCAGGAGCGCGCAGCUGUCGGGCGGCAUGCGGCGUCGCCUGCAGCUGGGCUGUGCACUCGCAGGCGGAGCCCGCGUCCUCGUGCUGGACGAGCCCACCUCCGGACUGGAUGUAGAGACACGAAGGGAGCUAUGGGAUCUGCUGCUGUCACUGCGAGGGUCGCGCACAGUACUGCUGACUACACACUUCAUGGAGGAGGCGGACGCGCUGGGAGACCGCGUGGCCGCGCUGCAUCUCGGCCGUCUGCGAUGUCAUGCCACCACCAUGCAUCUUAAGCGAGCUCUCGGUACGGGUUAUCGUCUAUCGUUCACCACAAUCGGUAUACCAAAGGAGGCAGCCAUCACCAGCACAGUACAGAGCGUGGUGGGUGAUGCCUCCAUGAGAGAGCAGAGCCUCAACUCCGUCACCUACAACCUGCCAGCUAAAGACACCUCCAGGUUUCCACAACUCUUCGCAGAACUAGAGUCCAAGAGAUCAGAACUGGCGAUUGACUCCAUUGGUGUAGGGAUUUCUACAUUAGAAGAGGUGUUUUUGAAAUUGUGCAGCGACGUGGAGACCACCUUUACAGAAGACACGGUAGAUACUGCGGCUCUCGACGCGACGCAGGUGAAAGUGCGCGGGGCGGCGCUGUUGCUGCGACAACUGCAAGUGUUACUUAAGCGACAGUUCAAAUACAUGAUGUCCAAGAAACUGUCCAUAUUAGUACUGCAAAUAAUAAUGCCGAUAUUAACACUUAUAAUAUUCACUUACGUGACGGUGGAAGUGGAACCCGAAGCAGCAAGUGACAGUAGCACACGUCUGCACCUCGCCAUGUACGACCUGCCUGAACCCCGCCUGUUGUACCACAUCAACACUAGCGCCCCCACCGCACUGCGGACUUUGACAGAUAGAUACAGUGACGUCAGAUUUGAACCCACAUCUGAUGUUGUUCAUUCUCUCGUCGAGUACGGAAAGGAAGAUAUCAUGGAAUAUAACAAAUAUAUUGCAGGAAUUGAAAUCAACGAUACUGAUGCUGUUGUGUUGUACACGACCCGCAUACGUCACGCCGCACCCAUUGCUCUCAACUUGUUGACCAACAUGUUGUCCGGUGUGCCUGCGCAGGCUGAAGUGGUGACGUACAACCAGCCGCUGCUCGGCAAGGCGAGCCCUGCGAGCCAAGUCCUUGUGCAGCCCAAGUCACUGAUUAUGUCUGUUAUGUGGGCCACUGUUGUUGUGUUUGUGGUACUGGCGACGAACAUAAACUACGUGUCGCUGCCGUGCAAGGAGCGCGAGUCCGGCGCGCGACACCUGCACGUGCUGGCGGGGUGCGCGCCCGCACUGCACUGGGCGAGCACGCUGGUCGCGCACGCGGCGCUCUGCACGCUCUCCCUGCUGCUGCCCGCGAUCGCAGUCGCCGCCCUCUUUGAUACUGACAACACGCUCACACAACCGGACUUCUUAGGCGCGUUGUUUGUGGUGCUGAUGCUGGGCAGCCUGGCGUUCUUCGCCUUCAUGUACCUCGUCAGCUUCUACUUCGGAGAGCGCGGCUCCAGCACUCUGCUCGUCGCAUGCAUCAUCAUAUUUGGUUUUCUGACAACAUCAAUGAAGAAAGCAUCAGAUUUCUUCAAGGAGAAGCAGGAUAUGGAUUUUUCGUACUACUUGCUGGUGAUAUGCGGCUGGGUUGCACCGCCUCAUACAUUCACCGUGGCUGCCAUGAAAGCCGUGAAUGUGGCGCGUCUCAACGCAUACUGCGUGCUCAACAAACAUCGCUGUCCAGCAUUAUAUGUUAUGGAGGAUGGAUUUGAUGGUGUCACGUGUUGCCAAUUGAACCGCAACCCGCGCUGUUACUUCUGCAUUGAUGAGUUCUCGCCCGCAGAGUCCAUGAUUAUAAUGUUUUGUCAAUUCAUUGGAUAUAUGACGUUAGUAAUACUAACACAAGAAGGUGUGUUCAACCGAGUAGCAGACCGCGUGUUCAACAAACGUUACCGCGCUCACAGCACGCACGCGCCCGCUGACGACCUCGUGCGUGCUGAGGCUACCUACGUCAACAAGGCUAUUGCAUUGCCACCGGAUCAGAUCCAGGAGGCGAUGCUGGUGGACGACUUGCACAAAAACUACGUCCAGCUCAUCAGGAAGUCAACCAAUGCUGUCAAGGGCAUCAGCUUCUCUGUCAAAAAAGGAGAAUGUUUCGGCUUGUUGGGUGUGAACGGCGCGGGCAAGUCGACCACGUUCAAGAUGUUAACGGGCGAGGAGUGUCCAACACGCGGCACUGUCUUUGCCAACGGACACCAUUUAGACAAGAAUCGUACCAAAUACCUUCGCUCGCUGGGUUACUGCCCGCAGUUCUUCGGUCUGGACGAGUUCCAGUCUGGCUACGACAACCUGGCGCUGGUGCUGACGCUACGCGGACUGGCAGCAAACGACGUCAAGGCUGAAGCUGAUAACUGGAUUGAGAUCGUCGGUCUGGAACAGUACGGAUCGCGGCUGGUGUCGUGCUACAGCGGCGGCAUGUCGCGGCGGCUGGGGGCGGCGGCCGCGCUCUGCGGGGGCGGGGGCAGCGGGGCCGGGGGCGGGGCCUCACGUGUCACGCUGCUGGACGAGCCCACUGCGGGCGUGGACGUGGCCGCGCGUAGACGUGUUUGGGCAGCCAUACGACACAGUCUGGCACAACGCCGUGCCACACUCGUUACAUCGCACAGUAUGGACGAGAUGGAAGCUCUAUGUUCCCGAAUAGCUAUAAUGAACCACGGACGUAUCCGCGCGCUGGGCUCGGCGGCGGCGCUGCGGGCCGCGCACGCAGCAGGACACGCCGUGCAACUCAAACUGCGCUCAUCUACAGACGUGACGGACGGCGGCGUGUCGGAGCUGCAGCGACUCAAGUCUGAGCUGCAUCAGAAGUUCAACUGCGAGUUAAAAGAUGAGCACAAGACGAUGUUACAUUACCACAUCAACGACACGAUGCGCUACAGCGAGCUAUUCAACGAACUGGAAGCCAUCAAGACCGCUAAUGCCAUCGUCGAAGACUACUCGGUCUCCGAGACCACGCUAGAAGAAGUCUUCCUAGCAUUCGCCAAGGAGACCGAAGACCAAGAGGUCCGCGCCACGCCAGUAUAAAUGCAUCGCUUCUAAGAUAAUAAGAGAGAUAAUAGUAGCUUGCUAAAAAGACCGAAGACCAAGGGGAACCUGGUCUUCGAAUGAGACCAAAGACCACUAUAUCUGUCCCCUCCGAAAUCUAAAACUUCUGAACUUAUAUCGACUUAAAGUCUUUAAGACCAGCACACUUGGUCUUUGUAGCUUAUAACUAGAAGACCGAAGACCGUAAUAUAAUAUGUUUCUCGAAGACAAGCAGUGAUAUUUAAUAGAUUUAUUUAAUUGCUUAUUUUUUAACUAAAAUUA